Molecule: messenger RNA, 4392 nt
Organism: Anolis carolinensis (green anole)
Lineage: Eukaryota; Metazoa; Chordata; Lepidosauria; Squamata; Anolidae
Gene: ablim2
Product: actin binding LIM protein family member 2
Exons: 18
Coding region: 158-1918 (586 amino acids)
Biological process (GO): lamellipodium assembly; cytoskeleton organization
Cellular component (GO): actin cytoskeleton
Molecular function (GO): actin filament binding
Source: RefSeq, a predicted model, not a curated record
CCCCGCCCCCGGAGCCCGCCCGACAGCGCCAAUCGCAGCCGCGCCUGGCGGAGAAGCUGCCCCCCCCCCGCCUCUCCGCCCUCGUCUGCUGUGGCUGGACUCUGGGGCCGAGCCGCGUGACAGGUGCCCGGGGGAUGCCUCCCCCCGCCUGGCCGACAUGAGCACCGAGACAGCUUCCCAACCUCAGGCUGUUCACAGCCUCUUGGAGAAACCUGGUGCAGCAAUCCUCUGCAACAAUUGCGGCAAUCCAUGCAAAGGAGAAGUGCUAAGAGUGCAAAAGAAGUAUUUCCAUAUUAAGUGUUUUGUUUGCAAAGCGUGCGGAUGUGAUUUGGCCCAAGGUGGAUUUUUUGUAAGACAAGGAGAUUUUAUCUGUACAGUGGACUAUCAGCGACUGUAUGGCACACGGUGCCUUAGCUGUGAUGAGUUUAUUGAGGGAGAAGUGGUUUCAGCGCUGGGCAAAACCUAUCAUCCCAAUUGUUUUGUCUGUGUGGUCUGCAGGCAGCCUUUUCCUCCUGGGGACCGAGUCACUUUCAAUGGCAAAGACUGUGUCUGUCAGAAAUGUUCCCUGCCACCUGCUGGUAGCAACAUCUCUAUUCCAACCCUCCGAAAUUGUGGAAACUGUGGCUUGGAAAUAAAAAAUGGACAAUCUUUGGUGGCGUUGGACAAACACUGGCACUUGACCUGUUUCAAGUGCAAGAUAUGUGGCAAACUUCUCAGUGCUGAAUAUAUCAGCAGAGAUGGAGUUCCAUACUGUGAAGUGGACUAUCAUGCCAAAUUUGGAAUAAAAUGUGAUAAUUGUGAAAAAUACAUUACAGGAAGAGUUCUGGAAGCAGGAGAAAAGCACUACCACCCAAUGUGUGCACGAUGUGUCAAGUGCAGCCAGAUGUUUUCAGAAGGAGAAGAAAUGUACCUUCAAGGGGCUUCUAUUUGGCAUCCUGCCUGUAGACAGGCAGCCAAAACGGAAGAAAAGGCCAAGCUGCAGGAAACUAGAACCUCAUCUGAAAGCAUAAUUUCAGUACCUGCUUCAAGUACAUCUGGUUCCCCAAGUCGUGUGAUUUAUGCAAAACUUGGUGAUGAAAUCCUCGAUUACAGAGAUUUGGCUGCUCUUCCUAAGAAUAAAGCCAUCUAUGACAUAGACCGUCCAGAUAUGAUUUCCUAUUCUCCAUAUAUCAGCUACGUGACCGAUGAGAGGCACAGUUAUGUGGAGGGUGACCAUGAUGACCGACUUUCCAAACAGCACCGGAUAUCAAGCCCUAGUUCCACUAGCUCACUUGGUUAUGGUCGCAACACCCCGUCUUGCCAUUCCCCUCAGAAUUACAGCAGACCAGCUGGUACUCAGCCUCUUGGUACCAGUAGCUGCAUCUCCCUGCCCCAAUACACAAGCCUUACAUCUACAUUCAGACAUCAUUACAUCCCUUUCUUCAAAGGCAGUGAAAGUGGUCGGAGCACUCCAAGCUUAUCCAUGUAUUCAGAAAGCAAGUCUUCACCAUCUUUCUAUCAGCAAGCUCCUAGACAUUUUCAUGUUCCAGCAUCAAGAAAAUCAGAUGGUGACAGUAGUGAUCAAGACAACCAAAAGCUUAAGUCAAGUUGGCUGACUUUGAAGGAGGACGUGGAUACCAGAACCAUUUCUCCGGAUCUGGAUACUCAGUCACUCCCACAAAGUCCUGGAAUGGACAGAGAACUUCAACGGUUAAACAACAAUGCAAACUGUACCUACCUAAGGUUUCCAUAUUCCAAAUCUGCAUCACUUCCCGACUAUGGCAAGAAUGGAUUACACCAUGCUGCCACUAUGAGCCAAUAUGAUGCUGACCAGGAUGCUGCUUGGGGAAAAAGAGAAUACAAGGUAAGGAGCGUGAAGAACAGAAGAACAUCAAAAUUAUCUUCAAAUAAAAUGAAACAUGGAUAUCAAGAAAGCUGAUUUUAAGAAAUACUAGCUUGGGGACCCGGUGGUGCCCGGGUCAUUUGAGAAAGUUGUGUGCCAAGUUUAGUCCAGGUCCGAAGUUGUCUGGGUUCAGUGCUGUCUGUAUAAGGGUGAACUAACAACUCAUAGAGCAAAGGUCAAUUAGCCUGAUACCCUGCCUGUAUGCAUAAUUGGAUAUGAUGAGGCAGUGUGCCAAGUUUGGUCUAGAUCCGUCAUUGGCUGGGUUGAGUGCUGUCUGGAUAAGGGUGAACUACAACUCCCAGAGCCAAAUGCAGCUGAACUAUAACUCUAUUUCCUCCAAACUUGUAUUGGUUAUGGGGGCUUUUGUGUGGCAAGUUUGGUCCUGGUCCAUCAUCGGUGGGGUUCGAAGUGCUCAUUCAUUGCAGGUGAACUAUAAAUCCUAGUACCUACUACUCCCAAAUGUCCAGGCCAAUUCCCUUCCAAACCCACAAGUCUUCAAAUCUGGUAUGCAUGGGAAAUUUGGUCCAGAGCUAUCAUUGUUUGGGUUCAUAGUGUUCUGGGUAUAGGUGAAGUACCACUCCUAUAAAUUCCGCAGUAGGAGUCACAAUGCUCUGACUUGAUGCAGGGUAAACUACAACUUCAAUAUCACAAACUCUUCCAGUAAGUUUAGUUGCAGGUCAAUUUUGCUGUUUGUUAUACAGACAGAUUGGAAAGGGAAGGGCAGUAGUAGGGAAGGGGUCAUGCAAAUUCCACAGCAAUGGAGAACCUUGGGAUGCCUGCCUGUGGUGCAAGGGCAGUAGGCGGGGCCAUGCAAAUUUUACAGGAAUGGAGAACCCUGGGAUGCCUGCCUGUGGUGGAAGAAAAAACAAAAUGUAGGACGAAAUGGUCCCCAAAUGAAAGCAUUCCUUGGGUGGUGGUUUGUAGUGUUUGGGGAGGACAUUGGCAGGGGUUGGGCUACAUUUUCAAGGUGCUUGCUGUAACCGCAAUGUCAGUGCAAAGUAGUGACUUGCUGGCUUUUCAGGAGUGGGAAGUGUAGCCUGUUUGUGGAGGUUGGAGGCUGUCUGUGUGAGCAGACAUGUGUGCCACAUACACACAUACGGGUUUUUAAUUUUAUUAUAGAUUUAGAUUAGAUUAGAUUUAGAUUUAGAUUAGAUUAGAAGAUUAGAUUAAUCCAUACAUUAAUCUAAUACAAUCUCAGUAUUCCCCUAUCUAAUCUAAAUCUAAUCUAUAGAUUAGAUUAGAUAGGGGAAUACUGAGAUUGUAAAGUAAGAAGGGCUGGGCUUUAGCUCAGCAGGUUAAGCACGAGCUGCAAUAAAUUUUGCCAAUCAAAAGGUUGGCAGUUUGAAGCCCCGGUCGGGGGUGAGUGCCCAACCUUCAGCUCAGCUCACUGCCUAGCAGAUUGAAAACAGCUGUGAAUAGAUAAAUAGGUGCCCCUUAGUGGGGAAGUAUUUUAAUAGCACCAUAAAGGAAAUACCAGAAAAAUACCGGCAAUCAAAAAAGGAGGAAGUCUGUGAACAGGGCUCUUCUACAUGGAGGAUGGAGCAACAGCACCCCCUUCACAUGGCCAGAAUUGAGCACAACUUCCAGGAUGCCAAAGAUGGGAAAUCCCUAUAUGCUGCUAUCUGUACUGUUGUCUGUCCUGUCUACAUAUAACGGCAUUGAAUGUUUGCCUUAUAUGUGUUUUGUGAUCCACCCUGAGUCCCCUUCGGGGUGAGAAGGGCAGAGUACAAAUACUGUAAAUAAAUAAUCCAGCAAGAAUUGGAAUUCUUGAAGGACAAUUACAAAAAUCAAAUAAACAACUGCAAACAAUCCCAUUGAAGAAGAAAAUAGGAAACAUCUGAAAAAAUGUGGUUGUAUAUUAAGUGCAAACAAGAAGAGAAAAUAAAAAGAGCAUAUAGGAAAAGUGAAUGAAAGAAUCAAGCAGCAAAGAACAUUAGAAAUAUGUAGCCUAAGCUUGAAAGAACAGUAUUAAGGCUACCGUUCAACAUGAGUUGAGAGUUGCUAGGCCAGCUGAGAUUAGGAAAAAUAUAUUUUCAGAUACUUUUGAAGCAAGAGUAUGGUCAAGGAAACACUGGAACAGCUGCUCAGAACCAUUUGCUCAGAAAGAUAGUCAGGUCUCUUUCUGUGAAUGCUUUCUGAAAGAGGUUAGAGGGUUACUUGCUGUGAAUACUCUAGGUCAGUGGUUCUCAACCUGUGGGUCCCCAGGUGUUUUGACCUAAAACUUCCAGAAAUCCCUGCCAGUUUACCAGAUGUUAGGACUUCUGGGAGUUGAAGGCCAAAACAUUUGGGGACCCACAGGUUGAGAGCCACUGCUCUAGGUGGAUUGCUGUGAUUCUGUUGUUAUGAUGUAAGACUGUACCAAAUGCAUGUAACAAUUGCCAUGAGAGAUAUUUGAUUUUCUAACUGUCCUGAUUUUUCUUUUGUUAUAGGUCUAUCCGUAUGAAAGCCUUAUUGUAACAAACAGGGUUCGAGUGAAAUUACCAAAGGAUGUGGACAGAACCAGGCUGGAG